GAAAGGAAGAAUUAACUGGUCUUUCAACUUCAGCCUUUUUAUUGUGAGGGAAGAUCACAGAAGUGUUACCAUGGGGAAAACAGCAGCUAAAGAUUCAAAGAGUAUUAAAAAAGAGAAACAUGGAAAGAAUCAGCAGGCAAACAACCCAUCUUUAAAAAGUGAACAGUUUAAUUGGGAUGAUUAUCUGAAAGAGACUGAAUCAGUAGCUGCCCCUCUACAUUGUUUCAGACAGUCCAGAAUUCCCCCUACGAAUGAUUUCAAAGUUGGUAUGAAACUGGAAGCCCGUGACCCUCGCAAUGUCACCUCGGUUUGUAUAGCCACGGUAAUUGGAAUCACCGGUGCCAGGUUGAGGUUGCGACUCGAUGGAAGUGACAACAAAAAUGACUUUUGGAGGCUUGUGGAUUCCUUGGACAUACAGCCAAUCGGCACCUGUGAAAAGAAAGGGGGAAUGCUCCAGCCUCCUCUUGGAUUCCAGAUGAAUGCAUCUUCUUGGCCAAUGUUUCUCUUAAGAACGCUGAAUGGAGCUGAAAUGGCGCCUGCAGCUUUCUUUAAGAAGGAACCACCAAAGCCUGCACCAAAUUCUUUUAAAGUUGGGAUGAAACUUGAAGCUAUAGACAGAAAGAACCCCUACUUAAUUUGCCCAGCAACCAUUGGAGAUGUUAAAGGAGAUGAAGUUUUCGUUACAUUUGAUGGCUGGAGAGGAGCAUUUGACUACUGGUGCAGAUACGAUUCUCGAGAUAUUUUCCCAGUCGGAUGGUGUAGCUUGACAGGAGAUGCAUUACAGCCACCAGGGAGCAAUGUUUCCAUUACAAAGAGCAGUGCAAAAAUCCAAUCUUCCCCUUCCAAAGUGACCCGACGUUCAAUGCAGUCUCCACAGAAAUCUGCUCCAGUACCGGCGCAACGGGGCAGGAAGCCAGGUCGGGGCAAACCCCCUGGACAGUCUGCAGUUCCCAAGAAGGGCAGGUCUCCUAAAAAUAUUCCCCUGACAAAAAGCACCUCUCAUACUGAGAAUCUUAAAACAAGGAAAAAAAGUUUAAAACCUGGAAAAAAGAAAAAAAAUCCGCCAGAACAACAGACACCUGCACCACUACCGCCUCUUUCUUCUUCUGAUGGGGACAGUAGCACAAAGCAGAUGCUAAAAGAUGGACUUAGUUUGUCUGGGACAACUGCAGCAGUUAUAUCCACAGUGUGUGUGUAUGUCAACAAGCAUGGGAACUCUGGGCCUCAUCUGGAUAAGAUGCAGCAGGCUGUACAGGCUUGUGUGGAUUGUGCCUAUCAAUCCAAAACAGUGUUUGGAUUUCUGAAAUCCGGCCAUCAUGGAGGGGAAAUGAUAACUGCUUCCUUUGAUGGGGAGAAACAUGCCAUCAAUCUUCCCGCUGUAAACAGUGCAUCGUUCGUCCUUCGCUUCUUGGAGAAGCUCUGCCACAGCCUGCAGUGUGAUAAUCUCUUUAGCAGCCAACCUUUCAGCCCUUACAUGGGAUGUGCACACAGCCCUACGGAAUACGAUAGGAACAAACCAGCAAAAGAAGAAAUAUCUGAAAACAGAGGUGCUAAACGAUAUUCUCAGGACUCUCCACCAUAUACUGCCCCUCUUUCCCCUAAGCUUCCCAGAAAUGAUGCUCAUCCAUCUGAAGCAGAGACGUUACCUAUAGAAGAAAACAGCACUUCCAAAGAACACCGGUUUUCUGAGGACUCUAUGGAUUCUGCCCUGAAUUCGGUAAAUCCUUCAAGCCCAGCGCGCCGAAACUCCACGGAAUACCGUGCGGCAGGGAGCGCGCCGCACUACAGGAGCUCCCUUCAGCCGGGCACUGCUACCUCGCGCUCGUUCCCUGCCCUCCGCCGGCUCUCCCUGAGCUCUGCUGGGAACUGCAGUUACUACGAAGUUAGCAGGAGCCGCAUGCAGAGGCGGAUUGAAGCUGCAAGUUCUACCACUGGACCAGAUCUGAACGCACUAAAGAGAGAACCUUCAAGAAUAUUGAAUAAGGAUCCUUCGGCCUGGUCAAUAGAGGAAGUAAUGCGCUUUGUGAAAGAAGCUGAUCCACAGGCACUAGCUCCACAUGCAGAGCUCUUUAGGAGACAUGAAAUUGAUGGGAAGGCACUACUGCUACUGAGGAGUGAUAUGAUAAUGAAAUAUAUGGGACUGAAGCUGGGGCCUGCACUAAAGCUGUGCUACCACAUUGAAAGACUUAAGCAAGGAAAGUACUAGCUAACAGGGAUACCACAACGUGUGUUCGUGUCACACUAAUCUCUCAGGUUCAUAGUCAUUUUCUUUAUUUUAAAAUGUUUUGCUGCCAUAAACCAUCUUUAGUUUUUGGAAGUUCUCUAAAAUUG
Molecule: messenger RNA, 2331 nt
Organism: Tinamus guttatus (white-throated tinamou)
Lineage: Eukaryota; Metazoa; Chordata; Aves; Tinamiformes; Tinamidae
Gene: SCML2
Product: Scm polycomb group protein like 2
Biological process (GO): negative regulation of DNA-templated transcription
Cellular component (GO): nucleus
Molecular function (GO): chromatin binding; histone binding
Source: RefSeq, a predicted model, not a curated record